AUGACGUUCCGUCUCGUGGAAGGCGAAGCCCGGGUUACUGCCACAGCCACGAAGCCCCGAGCAUUUAGCACUUUGGGGAAGAUGCUACUCGCCUUUUGGGAACUUGUGUUGGAGCAGCCAGGGGGUGGAAUAUUUGCAGGGGUGAAGCGGCCUGUGGUGAUAUGAUGAGUCUUUUGACAUGCUGAGGUCGUGCAGGGGCUUUUACCUGCAGGUUUUAUGCAUUUCAAGUAUGGACUGUAUGCGCCCCGCCUCCUAACACAGGGUGUGAAUCGAGGCCAGUGGGGGAGCAGAAAAAGCAGAGCCCCUCCAGGCCACAGAAGAAGCCCGACUUUUGAGGGCACUGUCUUCUGGAGCCGUGUCAGUUCCAAAAGCUCCAGUCCUUCUCUGAGAGGGAGACCAGGUGAUGGCAGCCAUGCUCCUGACAGCCUGGCCCCAGAAGUCGGUGACCUUUGAGGACGUGGCUGUGUACUUCACCCAGACGGAGUGGGAUGGCCUGUCCCCUGCACAGAGGGCUCUGUACAGGGAUGUGAUGCUGGAGAAUUAUGGGAAUAUGGCCUCCCUGGGAUUUCCCCUUCUCAAACCUACUGUGAUCUCACAGCUGGAGGGAGGAGGUGAGCUGGAGGGCCCAUCUCCACUGGUCUCUGGAACAGGCACAGGCCCCCAGGGCCUCUGGACUGUAAAUAUUGAUAUCCAGACUGACAAUAAUUUGACAGAGGAAAUGUAUGAAGAAAAACAUAAUACAUCAUUUGAACUUCAAAGGAACUCUUCCCAGGAAACAGACUUUUCAGAAACCUAUAUUCUAGAGAAACAGCAGGAAGUCCACUCGGUAGGAAGUAUGGAGAAAGAAAACAGGAGUGUCAUUGAUGGGACAGUGAAAGACGAUAUAAGCCCCAUGGAGGAGUGUUUCUUUAGGCAAAGUCCAAACUUGAAUCAGUGUCAUACCAUCUCCACUGGAGAGCAGCCCCCUGAGUGUACAGGAUUGGAGAAAGCCUUCAGCUUUGACACAAAACUUAUUCAACAUGAAAUAAUUAAUUCUGGGGAAAGACCUUUCAAAUGUGAAGAAUUAGUGGAAAGCUUUAGGUGUAACUCUCAACUUAAUCAGGAUCAAGAUAGCUACACUGGGGAGAAGCCCCAUCAACCUAAGGAGUGUGGCAAAGCCGUUAGCGUUAAUGCAAAAUUAAUUUGGCAUCAAAGACUUCACAGUGGGGAGAAGCCCUUCAAAUGUGUAGAGUGUGGAAAAAGCUUCAGUUACAGUUCCCAUUAUAUCACACAUCAGACUAUCCACAGUGGGGAGAAGCCCUAUCAGUGUAAGGUGUGUGGCAAAGCCUUCAGCGUUAAUGGGAGUCUGAGUAGGCAUCAGAGAAUCCAUACAGGAGAGAGGCCCUAUCAGUGCAAGGAGUGUGGGAAUGGCUUUAGCUGCAGUUCUGCAUAUAUCACACAUCAGAGAGUCCACACUGGAGAGAAACCUUACGAGUGUAAUGACUGUGGGAAAGCUUUCAAUGUUAAUGCAAAAUUAAUUCAACAUCAGAGGAUCCACACUGGAGAGAAACCUUAUGAAUGUAAUGAGUGUGGGAAAGGCUUCAGGUGCAGCUCCCAGCUUAGGCAGCAUCAGAGCAUCCACACUGGAGAGAGACCCUAUCAGUGUAAGGAGUGUGGAAAAGCCUUUAGUAAUAAUGCAAAACUCAUUCAGCAUCAAAGAAUUCACACAGGAGAGAAACCCUAUGCGUGUACUGAAUGUGGAAAAGCCUUUGGCGUCAAAGGGAAGUUAAUCCAGCACCAGAGAAUCCACACGGGUGAGAAACCCUAUGAGUGUAAAGAAUGUGGGAAAGCCUUCAGGUGUAACUCCCAGCUUCGGCAGCAUCUGAGAAUCCACACCGGGGAGAAGCCCUAUGAGUGUAAUGAGUGUGGAAAGGCCUUCAACGUUAAUGCAAAACUAAUGCAGCACCAGAGGAUUCACACUGGGGAGAAGCCCUUUGAAUGUAAUGAGUGUGGGAAAUGCUUUACUUCUAAAAGAAACCUACUUGAUCAUCACCGAAUCCACACUGGAGAAAAGCCUUAUCAGUGUAAGGAAUGUGGGAAAGCCUUCAGCAUCAAUGCCAAACUAACUAGGCAUCAGAGAAUACACACGGGGGAGAAACCAUUCAAAUGUAUGGAAUGUGAGAAAGCAUUUAGCUGUAGUUCUGACUAUAUUGUACAUCAGAGAAUCCAUACUGGAGAGAAACCCUUUCAAUGUAAGGAGUGUGGAAAAGCCUUCCAUGUUAAUGCCCAUUUAAUUCGGCAUCAGAGAAGCCACACUGGGGAGAAACCCUUCAGAUGUGUGGAGUGUGGCAAAGGCUUCAGCUAUAGUUCUGACUGUAUUAUACAUCAGACUGUCCAUACUUGGAAGAAACCCUAUGUGUGUAAUGUGUGUGGGAAAGCCUUCAGGUUUAGCUUCCAACUUAGUCAGCAUCAGAGUGUCCAUAGUGAAGGAAAGUCCUAAUGAGAAGGAUGUAGAAAACUGUCAAGGUUAAUGCUGAACUAGAUCAAGUAUCCUCAGAUUCACCCUGGUGGAAAACCCUGAGAGAGAAAUGGAUAUGGCAGAGUCUUCACAAGAAAACAAAUCUUUUCCAUUUUAUUCAAUUUUAGAUCAAGAAUGACAGCCAGUUUUAAAAUAACAUCCAAAAAUAAAUAGUUUGUUUUAUACCCACAACCAAUAGAAAAUAUAAUGAAAGAAAAUAUCCCAUUCCCAACAGCAUCAAGAAAAGUUGAUUUUCUAGAUAUAAACUUAGUAGGACCUAUGUGGAGAAAUUAUAAAUCUCUGCUGAGGGGCACAAAAGGAAAGUUAAAUAAAUGGGGGGGGGAGAGAGAGUGAUACCUUGUUCUUAGAUAGAAAAACUGAUAAAGAUACUACCUACCUAAAUUAAUUUAUUGCCCUUUUACUUUUGACAACAAGCAUGCAUCACUUUUGUA
Molecule: messenger RNA, 2949 nt
Organism: Eubalaena glacialis (North Atlantic right whale)
Lineage: Eukaryota; Metazoa; Chordata; Mammalia; Artiodactyla; Balaenidae
Gene: ZNF23
Product: zinc finger protein 23
Exons: 5
Coding region: 404-2479 (691 amino acids)
Biological process (GO): regulation of transcription by RNA polymerase II
Cellular component (GO): nucleus
Molecular function (GO): RNA polymerase II transcription regulatory region sequence-specific DNA binding; DNA-binding transcription factor activity, RNA polymerase II-specific
Source: RefSeq, a predicted model, not a curated record